GGAUCAUACAGCGAGUUCUCGGGGAUGCUCAAUUUCGCUUGGUGCAGCUAUAACCAGGUUUGCUUAAGUUAGCUCAUGAGUACAUCAAGGCAUCUUUGAUUUGUGAUAUUGUUUUUGAUAGCUCGGCUUUAAUGGUAAGCUGAUCAGCCUUAUAUAUAGCUUCAAUCCCAAAGUAAUUUUUUUUUUUUUAAUUUCAUCUAUAUUAAGUUAACUAUCAAUUGAAUGCAACUUGAGUAAUUAUUUUGCAUUGGUCAUUGACUUCAACUCUUAACAGGUCAUCAUCAAAUAAAUAAACAAUAGCUGGAGGAAAGGACGAAAGCAGCUUUAAUCCAGUGAAAGAUGAUUCUGGUGUUCAAUUUUGCUCCCAGCAGGAGGGGUGUCCCAAUAUGUUGCUAUUUGUAUGGCAAUUCACCAAUUCGAGGGUCAGACAAGAGAAGAGUAGCAUAUGGACUUCCUUUUUGCAGCUUAUGCAUAGCUGAAAAUGCAAACCGCAGGAUAUCAAUUCUCACCAAGGUGUGUUCCUUCAUAUUUGACUUCUGCCUUCUGGUUGCUCAUAAGUUUCCCAUGAUCACUACUGAUGUUACUUCAAAAGCAUUGAUAUGGAGUUUUCACAACUCGUUUUUCAGAUAAAUGGGUGGAUGGCAACAACUAGAGUGCUUCUCCUCAGAACAGACUACAGACAGAAGCAUCUUUGUUCUUCAACAUCAGUAAUGCCACAGAUUCACUAGCCACAACAAACUCAAAGGAUUACAGGGAAACAGAUCACUCCUUGCCAAUUGCCAUGUCCUGCUGCAGUCUUAGUCAUGAACACUGGACAGUCUCUUUUGGUCAUGUCCACAUUGAAGUACUUUUGAAUUAUGGAUACUGAUCCUUUGAAUGAGAUUAAGGUGCUAAUUACCAUGCUUUCUUAUAGACCAAGUAAGUGGGAGUCCCAGACUCUGAAUUCAAUAAUUUCUUGUUGCAACACUGAUAUUAAAGAAUAUUGAAGUUCGUAGUUGAUUCCCUUUUAAAGAAUAGAAUAUUGAAGCUUUA
Molecule: messenger RNA, 1032 nt
Organism: Rubroshorea leprosula
Lineage: Eukaryota; Viridiplantae; Streptophyta; Magnoliopsida; Malvales; Dipterocarpaceae
Source: the annotation of a GenBank genome assembly